This is a messenger RNA of Pelobates cultripes (western spadefoot toad), 159 nucleotides long. NCBI's taxonomy places the organism in Eukaryota, Metazoa, Chordata, Amphibia, Anura, Pelobatidae. The record is from the annotation of a GenBank genome assembly.
AUGGCCCUGAUGUAUGCAAAUGCAUACAUGUAUAUGUACGAAAUUCAAGAUAUCCUGGCACAGUUUGGUCAACAUAUCAUGGUGUAUUAUCGCUACAUUGAUGACCUCUUGGUAAUUUGGAAAGGCACACAAGUUGAAGCACAUGACAUGGUGGAGUGA